Messenger RNA from Notothenia coriiceps (black rockcod), 1447 nucleotides. RefSeq names its product probable GH family 25 lysozyme 3. The transcript has 3 exons. The coding region runs from base 812 to 1447 and encodes 211 amino acids. NCBI's taxonomy places the organism in Eukaryota, Metazoa, Chordata, Actinopteri, Perciformes, Nototheniidae. The record is from RefSeq and is a predicted model, not a curated record.
CUCCGCAUUUUGGUAUCAGGUGUGCAACCUGCAGAGAGACACAUGGCUCUCUGUAAAGAGAAUAGUACCUUUCCUCAUCAUUACCUGGUCUGCAGAUGACUAGAUUGGUGGUGGUAAAUACUUCUUACAGUCAUGAAGGAGAGCUAUGGAUGAGAGGGCUAAUGAGUUGGACCAUGCACAGUGUAAAACUUUAUUAUAUGGAUUUUACCCCAGCCUAUAUAUUUGUUCUUGACUUUUCACUGAUCCAAGCCAGAACACCUAUAAACAGUCAGGCUUUUAGAACAGUAUGGCUCCAGAGUCCAGCCUCCUGCUAAAAGAUGAACGUAUCAGCAGGAUUCAUAAACAGACAUUCAGGAUGAUUUUCAGUGGAAUGUGUUGGAGACAGAUUUAUUAUUUCCCAGCAGUAAUUGUUGUAGAGACGAAAGCCUUAUUCGUCUUGAAACUCUAAAGCAACAUGCUCUCAUGUCUGAAAACAAACACACCGACAACACCUGAAGAAAGCAGCAGAUGCAGCCAGAGUAAAACACCGCAGUGGUCUGCGCGUGCAUGUGUUUUGGUGCCCGCGUGUGUUGUGCUUCAGGAGGAGGAGUCCGGCUCCUCCGCUUGAUAACAGGCUGCUCCUCGACUCUUAUCUCCCGUUCCCCGCCGUCCGAGCAGCGGAUAACCUCCGGACCUGCUCCAGGAUUUAUUUAAUUCUUAUGAACCUUCACUAAACGCUGCAGCGCUCCUCCCAUGGUUUCCCCGGGAGACUCCCCGGCCUCUACUCGACUUUACGGAAACUUUCGGCGACCGUUUUGGGGUCUUGAAAAUCAUGGAAACGUGGUUUUUGAAUCACGUCCUCGGCGUGUCUCUGUCGGUCCUGCUGCUGGGUUUACCGGGGCCCCUCGGGGCAGGGACCCCCAGUAAUAACGUCACGGACCCGGUAACGGCGGGAUUUUACUCUUCACCGGCCACAGAGGAACUCAGCAGCAUUGAAAACAAUGCAACUUCAACUUCUUCCUCCAGCGAGAGUUUAUCCUCAUCACAGAGGAACAUCCUGCUCACACACUCCGCGGAGACACACACCGCUGCUGCUGGAAGCUUCGACACUGAGCAGAUACAGACCUUCACUGAAACAAGCAGCAUGUCAUUAGAGGCCCUGAAUGUGUCUACUGGGCCACUUUCCUCCACCCUUGUUGUCGCCUCCACUGAGGGCAGCAGCAGCAGCAGCAGCAGCGGCAGCAGCACCGGCAACAUCAGCAGCAGUAGCGGCGGCAGCACCAGCGGCAGCGGCACCGGCGGCAGCAGCACCGGCAGCGGCAGCACCAGCGGCAGCGGCACUAGUGGCAGCAGCACCGGCGGCAGCAGCAGCACCAGCGUGACGGUGACCCUCACCUGGCUGCGUAACCGUGGAUGGGACACUGGCUGUCCGUUUGCUACCAUACGACGCAUGUGUCCACACAGGUAG